Messenger RNA from Oncorhynchus masou masou (cherry salmon), 2548 nucleotides. RefSeq names its product secretory phospholipase A2 receptor-like. The coding region runs from base 256 to 1350 and encodes 364 amino acids. The transcript is spliced from 5 exons. The record is from RefSeq and is a predicted model, not a curated record. Lineage: Eukaryota; Metazoa; Chordata; Actinopteri; Salmoniformes; Salmonidae.
CACAGGUCAGAGCCCAUCAUACUUUACACUGCCAAGACCGUAUCAUUCUCUACACAGCCCACAGCAGCAUCCUAUCACUUCUCCACUGUCUCUCCUGACCCUGCUGUCACCACAGACAUGACAAUUAUCCACCGUCUCUCCUGACCCUGCUGCCACCAUAGACAUGACACUUCUCCCCUGUCUCUCCUGACCCUGCUGCCACCAUAGACAUGACACUUCUCCCCUGUCUCUCCUGACCCUGCUGCCACCAUAGACAUGACACUUCUCCUGCUCCUACUCUCAGCCGGUGUCUGCUGCACAGCCACACUCAGCCGCCUCAAACAGUUCCAUCUCAUUGAAAGGAGUUUAAAUUGGACAGAAGCACAAGACUUCUGCCGGGAGAACUACACUGAUCUUGUCACUUUGUACAAUCGGGAGGAAUCUGAGCAGCUGAUACAGUUAAAGCUAUCUGAUAAGAGAUCUACAGCCUGGAUAGGUCUCCAUCGCACAGAGCACAGUCUGAAGUGGUCCAAUGGAGACACUGUUAAUGACACUGCAUGGUCACCACUUCCAAGCCCGUGCACAGAGCCAAUGUGUGCAGCCAUACUCAAAGAUAAUACAACAUGGGAGAAGUGUAAGGAGCAGAAAUACUUCAUGUGUUACAGAGAAGGGUCUGGUGAUUCCUUCCUGAUUGAACAGAACAUGACCUGGUAUGAGGCUCAGAGUUACUGCAGAGAGAACUACACUGACCUGGUCAGCAUCAGGAACGAGGGACAGAAGCAGCAAGUGAAGAACAAAGGAAUGAACAGCACCUCUUCUUACUGGAUCGGCCUGCUGUAUGAUGACUGGGAGUGGUCUGAUGGAGGGAGAUCUGCCUACAGAGACUGGAGCACAUUGUCAGACUAUCCUAAAGCAGGAGAGAAUCACACUGCUCUUUACGAAACUGAAACAUCUAUACUCACAAUGCCAAAUGGAAAUGACGCACAAUAUACACUCUGCUCUAAAGGAUCAGUUCGCAUCCACAAUAUCAGUGAAAGAAAGUCUUGGGAACAGGCUCUGGCCUACUGCAAGAAAAACUACCAUGGACUGCUGCGUAUUGAGACAGAAGAAGACCUGGAGGCAAUCAAGCAGAAGUUUAAUGGGACUGAUUUUACUGGUCCUGUGUGGGUGGGUCUGAGACAGAGCCGUCUCUUUGGGUUCUGGGUCUGGUCCAAUGGGCUGCCAGUGGGGUGGAGUAACUGGGAGCGAGACAGACAGCCUGAACAGCCUCUGUCCAACCAUUGUGGUGCCAUGGCAAUGGAGGAGGGAUACAAGUGGAGUGAUCAGGAUUGUCUGUCCAAGCACUUUUUUAUUUGUGAAGAAGAGUUGUAAUACAUUUCCCCCUUGUUAAUUUAAUUGUCUUUACCAUUUCUCACAUUUUGAUUGAUGUGUGUGUUUUUUUAGGUAAUUGCUGAUUGAAAUUAUUAUGUUUAAGCUUUCAGCAUGCAAUGUACAAUAUACCUUGUCAUUGAUAUAACGUGUUCUCAAAAAUCUUGGAAUAAAAUUGUGUGAUAUUUCAGAUAUAUAAAACAUGUAAAACAAUAAAAUAUAGCUCAUUAUGUCAUGUUAUUAAAAUAUUUUAUUCAAUUGUCACAAUACGUUUGCCAUUAAGCAAACUUGUUUAUCCUAGAUUUACCCAUGUCAUCAUUAUUGUAACUAUGGGUUACUGUAAUUAAAACUCUAGAUAGUCUAAAUACAAUUAUAUUUAAUUAAUAGUAUCAUGCAUGUUAACAAUGACUAAGGAAAUAAAAAGGAUAGUAAAGUCAUAUUUUAUAUAAUGGAUAUUGUAAGCAAAAUAUCCCUUCUCCCCAAAAAAUCUCUUAUAUUUUGAUUAUUUUUGUAGUCUUCUUUUAAACACACACAAACACAGUAGAUGUUGCAACAAGAUGUCAGUAUGAGUAACUACCGGACAUAACAGGGAUGAGUGGAUGCCGCCAUCUUGUCUAAUUCAAGUUCUCUCUCACUGAUUGAGACAGGUGGGUGUCCAUCCCCAAGUGUCCCAUGUCAGGAUGACAGACACCUGCCUCGAUCAAUGAGAGAAGACUUGAAAUACAGUAGACGUAGAAGGCAGCGUACACAUUAUUGGAUUACUUCAUGGAGCAAAAAAAAUACAUUUAUUUGAAUAAUGGAGCUUUUUCUAAAUUCAAACAGACCUCCUACAAGUGGACGCAGACAUACUUCUCAGUACACACCAUAAGACGAUCCCGCAGGUGAAGAAGCCGCAUAUGGAUGGCCUGGGCUGGCGUAGCUACACAAGGUAGCAUGUGUGGCCAAGAUAAAGCAAAGCAGUGUGACAAGAACAACAACACAGAGUUACACAUGGGAUAAACAAAAGUACAGUCAAUAACACACUAGAAUAAUCUAUGUACAGUCUGUGCAAAUGUAGUACGAUUAGGGAGGUAAGGCAAUAAAUAGGCCAUAGUGGCAAAAUAAAUUCAAUUUAGCAUUAACACUGGAGUGAUAGACGUGCAUAUGAUGUUUUGCAAGUAGAGAUACUGGGGUGCAAAAGAGCACAUCAAAUAAAUAACAA